AUGAUUCAAGGCAAGCCUGAUCGUGACGAGAUCCGGCGCUCUGUGAGUCUCUAUCUCCGAUCACAAGAAUCUUCCGCCAAUCCUUUCUAUGCAGCCACACCAUCGAUCCUGCCGUCCUUGUCUCAUACACGUCCCAUGAGUCGCGAGAAGGGCCACCAAACGGCUUCUUCCACGCUGGACAAAAGCAGUUCAAGCAAUUUCUCUCCGAAGGUGUCGAGAAUCCAGAAUACUUCGAGCCAUGGCCAGGCACCCAUGGGCCGAGCUUGGAGGAUGGACCACAUAGUCUCCAAGCGACAGCAACCGAGGGCAAGUAAAGAUCUGUUACCACCGUCCCACGAAGGAUACAACUUCCCCAACCUCGUCCAUGUUCACGCGCCUCCUAUCAACGAUCGAUUGGCCGCCUUCGCGCAUAUCCACAUGAAUGAAUCGUCGCCCUUACAACUUCCCGCUCCACCAUCAACAUGCCAGUGCGACGUGGGGAUUUGCUUAGGUUGUGGUAAAGACCAUGCCCUUCGACAUCCCGCCGACACCGAAAUGUCCUCACCCACGCCAUCGCCACCACCAUCUUCCUCUGAAGAAGACAACAUGUUGGACCACCGAGAGACAAAAGCCGCACCGAUCAAAAUCGAACCCUUGUCCAGACCUUCACCAGAUCUCAGCAAAAUCUCGGGCCAAGCCACUUGCGAGCGAUGUGGGAAGCUUUUCAAAAGACAAAACGAUCUCCCCCGACACAUGAAGACAGCUUGUCCCUACCGACCCAUCGACCGGAACGCCAAACGACAUUUCUGUCAGACUCCUGGUGAUUUUGCAUUGUCGGAAGGAGAAGCAUGA
Messenger RNA from Pseudocercospora fijiensis CIRAD86, 831 nucleotides. RefSeq lists its product as uncharacterized. The coding region runs from base 1 to 831 and encodes 276 amino acids. The record is from RefSeq and is a predicted model, not a curated record. Lineage: Eukaryota; Fungi; Ascomycota; Dothideomycetes; Mycosphaerellales; Mycosphaerellaceae. The transcript is spliced from 5 exons.